AUGGCGGAAGAAGUAGGAUCCUUUUCUUUUGACUCGAUUAAUAGCGAUGGAUAUUCGAUUAAUUUGAAUGAAAAUGAAGCUGUUGAAUCAACUAUUGAUAGUUCGAAGGUAUUAGGCAGAAAGAGAAAUUUAAUUUGUGCUGAUGAAGCUCUACUGUUGUCCUUAAAAUUUGCAUAAAUUUGAAUAUUUAUAAAUACAGUAUGUUCUGUAUGUAUUUAUAUCAUAUAUAGACUAAUUUUACUUUUAAUUUCUGUGUGAUUUUGAUAGACUAAUCAACGAUUGAAGCGGUGCUUAUCGUGCAAUGGUGUAAGUGGCCCAAGAGGAAAAAAAUAAUGCUGUCCUUGUAAAAGGAAAGAAGAGAUGGAGCAAAUUGCAAAAAUGGGAAUGACAAACCCAUCAAAACAAUUUGGUAUGCUGACAAAACGG
Messenger RNA from Paramuricea clavata, 426 nucleotides. NCBI's taxonomy places the organism in Eukaryota, Metazoa, Cnidaria, Anthozoa, Malacalcyonacea, Plexauridae. The record is from the annotation of a GenBank genome assembly.